Sphaerodactylus townsendi is the source of this 3490-nucleotide messenger RNA. It is a transcript of the gene GRAMD1C, whose product is annotated as GRAM domain containing 1C. The record is from RefSeq and is a predicted model, not a curated record. Gene Ontology annotation, cellular component: endoplasmic reticulum membrane; plasma membrane; endoplasmic reticulum-plasma membrane contact site. Bases 48 to 2057 code for a protein of 669 amino acids. Gene Ontology annotation, biological process: intracellular sterol transport. The transcript has 18 exons. Gene Ontology annotation, molecular function: sterol binding; sterol transfer activity. Lineage: Eukaryota; Metazoa; Chordata; Lepidosauria; Squamata; Sphaerodactylidae.
UGCACAACACCACGCUGGCUUUUAGGCACAAUUGUUCUGAUUCAAAGAUGGAAAGAUGUUAUGUUGCAGUAGAUUGGAAAAGUGGCAUUCACAAAUGGCUGUCUACGGAACUUCAUGAAGUGGAUCAUGGCCUGGUCAGCCAGUUACUGAUGGGCUCUGAGGAGAAUCUCCCUGUAUGCAUAGAGAAAAUACCACCCCCCUCUCCAAAUAACUGGAGUACAGAUUGGAGCUUUUGGGUCUCAAGCUCCACUUACAAAUACAGGAAUGAAGAAUUUAAAAGACAGUUCUCACACCUGCCAGAUUUGGAAAGGCUUGUUGUAGAUUAUGCCUGUGCCCUGCAGAAGGAUAUCCUCCUUCAAGGACGUCUGUAUCUCUCUGAAAAUUGGCUGUGUUUCUACAGCAAUAUAUUUCGAUGGGAGACCAUGAUCUCUAUCGCCUUGAAGGAUAUAACCUUCAUGACGAAGGAGAAGACAGCUCGGCUCAUCCCAAAUGCUAUCCAGAUUGCCACUGAAGGAGAGAAGUUUUUCUUCACUUCAUUCAAUGCCAGAGACAGAAGCUACCUCAAUCUCUUUCGAUUAUGGCAGAACGCAUUGCUGGAGAAGAGACUGACAAAGCAGGAAUUCUGGCAGCUUGUGCAGCAGAGUUAUGGCUCUGAGGUGGGCUUGAACACCGAAGAAAUGGAAAACGUUUACUCAUCAUCUGAGGAGAACGGACGGUCUAGAUCCAGCCUUUGUGAUGAAUUUGGGGAGAAGGAUGAAAAGUUGUCUAAGGCAUUUGGUGUAGUUCAAGAGCCAGUAGAUCAGAUACUUGAAACUGAGUCUCUUAAUGGAACCCAGCUACCAGAAGAUGCUGAGCCAGAGGAAUCUCACUGCGAUAAACCAGAGAGAAGGAGUUCUUUGCUGUCUUCGGAAAGGAUGCCAGUUGAUUUAGCACAGCACAAAAACUCAAUGCAAUUGCCAGAUCUAAAUGAGACUUUCCCUCCUGAGAAGAUCAGCGCCUCCGAAAGUGAGGGUGAAGCUGAGGAUACCAUCCUAGACCAUGACCUCCAUGGAAAAAUCUUUAUUAACCUGGUUUUACGUAUUGGUGCAGAUAAAAUGUUUGAGAUGCUUUUCACCAAUUCCCAUUUCAUGCAGAGGUAUUUCAUGACUAGAAAUAUAACAGAUACAGUAUCAACUCCUUGGAACAGAGAUGCUGGAGGAAAUCAACUGAGGACCAUGACAUACACUCUUAUUCUUAACAGUCCACUGAUUGGGAAAUCCACAGCUGUAACAGAAAAGCAGGUCCUGCAUAAACAAAGCCACAAAGGUCAUCUGUAUCGGAUAGAUGCUGAGGUGUUCACGCAUGAUGUGCCCUAUCAUGAUUACUUCUACACUGUGUAUACUUAUUGUAUUACCCAUAUGUCCAGUGAGAGGUGCAGACUCCGGAUUUCCUCAGAUGUGAAAUAUAAAAAGCAACCAUGGGGACUUGUCAAGAGCAUAAUAGAGAAGAAUACGUGGGGUGGGAUACAAGAAAAUUUUAAACAGCUUGAAUCAGAACUGCUUAUGGAAGAAUAUACAGUAAACAAACCGAUAGAGGAUGCAACAAAACUUGGGGUACUGAGACGGAGGAGGUGGACUUUACAGCGAAGCAUGGGAGAGAUCCUUCCUAAACAUUCCUCACAGUAUUCUGCUGGGGAUGCAGGUUUGCCUUCCCUUGCCAAUACAGGACCCAAAAAGGAUGCUAAAAAUAAGACCAUUGCUAUCAUAGUGAUAAUGAGCAUCUUCUUGCUGUUACUGGUUAUGCUGAAUGUGACAUUAUUUGUCAAACUGUCAAAGAUUGAAAAUGCAGCUCAGUCAUUUUAUCAAGUUCACCUUCAGGAAGAAGGAUCUGUAAAUUUAGCUCUUAAUAUGGCGUCCAGAGGGAAAAACCCUCAGCAUGAUACAGGUAAAGCCCAGCAUGUGAAAGGGGUGCUGAGAGACUCUAUAGCAUUACUGGAACAGUUGAAGAAUUCCCUUUCUAAGCUUCAAAGCAGCUUUGAUCACCUGAACAAGACCAAAAAUGGGAAGCCUGAAAGUUGAUGUCACCGAAAUAGAACAUUAAGGAGAUUGAAGAUAUUGUUUUGUUGACUAAACUGCUAAGCUUUAUUUCCUUUCAAUUUUUGCACAAGACUCAACUUGCACAUCUAAGAGAUAUCUAAAGAAAUUCUUUUUUUAAAAUCUUGUUAUUCUAUGACUUCUCCUGAUUCGUUUGAUAUCUUUUUGAGAACCAUUUCCUGAACUGUGAAUAACUGGUAUGAGUGAAUAAUAAACUGUGGUCUGGUAAUGAUGUGGCUUGCAAAUGUAAAGAAAAUUUUGGGCAGGGGAGUGUAAUAUGCACAUUCCUCCCUCCCCACACGCUUUAAACAUCAUAAAAGAUGCAGUAUAGAUUAUUUUAUAAGGGGUGAAACAACUGAAGAUUAUAUAUUUUUUUUCUCUCAAAAGCAGGCUGUUUAAAUGGUUCUGUAUAUGUUCUAGAUACCUACUUAUGUGUCUACUUUUCCUUUGUAAUUUUCCCUCCAUCUCUUAAGAGUCAUUGUAGUUCUAUAUCCCCCUAUCCAUUAUCAUUUCAGCUCUCAGGAUUUCUCAGGGAGUGUCCAUAUGUAUAAUAGUGCUAUGUUCAAAUGUUCUGAAUCCCUCAAUUAUUUUUAAAGACAACAGUAAUUAUAUUCAACAGAUUAUUCAACAGCAUAUUGAUUGCACAAAGUCCGUUGUAAAACACAAAAUCCAGAUUUUACAUUUUACAGAGUUGCAAUCCAGUUCUCCGAUCAGGUUUGAUUUCUUUUGUAGCACAAAUGGAGAGCCCAGCUGUGCUUUAAAUAGCAUGAAAUGGGAAUGUUCUUGUGCUACAACUGAGUCAUGUUACAAUCAGCUACUGGAGAAAUGCAAAAGCCUUUUUAAAGGGUUUCUAGAGCAGAAUCAUUGUGCAAUCCAUAGGAGAGUUACAGCCUUCUGGGCAUAUUAACUUGUAAGACUGUUUAGGAUUGUCUGGCAAAUGUGGGUGCUAGUAAAAUCAUGGACACUCUGAGAUGUAAGCUAUAACUGUGACUUCUAUUUUAGGGUUUUAAUUUCAAAAAGUGCCUUUCUCAUUACAGUAAAAUUAGUACAGUAAAAUAGCUUUAACAGCUGGACCAAAACUACUCAGGCUUUUUCUAAAAACCAAACAAGUACUUGUUGGUGUACAGUACAGACAGAAAUGUAUGGGAGUAAUUAGUGUCAAGGCAGGCAUUUUACAGAAUAUAAAACAUAGGAACAGAAGUCCUACAUAGGUAAGCAAGUCAGAGAUAGAUGAAGGCGCUUUCUGUGAUGUGUUAGGAUUCUGUUGUCCUUUGUGACUUUUUUUGUAUUUGAAAUGAACACCAUGUUGGUCGUUUUAUAUAUGGAGAUAAAUGUAUGGGAGGCUUUGUGACACAUCAGAAAUGUCUCUGUAUGUCAGUAUGUGAAAAAGGAUCCAAUAAAACUGACAAAUGAUAGUA